CGUUUUCCAACUUCCAUCACAUAAACAAGAUCAGAAAAAUAUUAUGGAUAGGUUUGAUGAUACAUCUGGACACCUUCUAAUGCACUGGAAUGACUUUGUUCUUCCGGAUUACAUCGAGCAUGGGGCCGACUUUGACCCCUUUGCGGCACUUGUUCCUGAAGAAACCCUCCCGAUGCAUGGUACUGUGUCCGGUCCUGGUUAUAUUGAUGGCGUGAGGGUUGAUAGCCAGUUCGGUCCUGUCCCAGAAGACAUGUUUGGAGUUAAUGAUCCUAGGUUUGAGAAUACGAAUUUCGUUCUCAAUGGGCUCCCUGGGGGGUUCGAGGAAGACAUGAAGAAUGGAGAAGAAGACGGAGUUGAUGAUGAUGAUGAGGAGGAAGAUUAUUCAUCUGCCACGACCACAACCGCAAACACGACUUCUGCCACUACUACUUCCAGUCCGAGGACACCAACCAAGAAGACGAAACCUGACCGGUCGAGGACAUUAGUUUCAGAAAGAAGGAGGAGGGGACGGAUGAAGGAGAAGCUCUAUGCAUUGCGUGCCCUGGUCCCUAACAUAACCAAGAUGGACAAGGCCUCCAUUGUCGGAGAUGCUGUGCUCUAUGUGCAAGACCUUCAAAUGCAAGCUAAGAAGCUGAAAGCCGAGAUUGCAGGCCUCGAAGCAUCCCUAGCAAGACCCCAGAAAUUGCACCAGGGCCAACCUGAAAUGCGCUCGAAGAAUAUUCACCAAGCACCGAGGAGUACCAUCCCUACACCCCGAAAGAUAUUGCAGAUGGACAUGUUCCAAGUGGAAGAGAGAGGUUUCUAUGUGCGACUAGUUUGCAACAAAGGAGUUGGAGUCGCGGUUGCCCUCUACAAGGCCCUGGAGGCUCUAACCAGCUUCAAUGUCCAGAGCUCCAACUUGGCUUCAUCCUCUUUUUCUGACAGAUUCAUACUCACUCUCACUUUGAAUAUCAAAGAAGGUGAACCUGAUAUGAACCUGCAGAAUCUGAGGCUGUGGAUUACCGGGUCUUUGUUGAACCGAGGGUUUGAGCUCAUCCAAACGGCUUGAAUCAAUUCUUAACUUGGAAUUUCCGAAUCAUACAGGUCAUUCGAUGAUAUCUAGCAGUAUAACAUUCUCUCAUCAGCUUAGCCUUACUGAACUCGCUCUCAUGGUCGUCACAUCGGCUUUUCAAUAACCCGAACGGACGAGAAGAGUGACUGAUCUUUAAGAGUUGACUUUAAAAAUACUAAAGUCCACCAUUUGAAGUUUCUUUUUUAUAGAGUUUACCGCGAAAGUCUGUUACGACAUGAUUGGCUAAGAUGCAUUUUUAUGGAAUAUAUUUCGUACAUCUUCCCCUUCAAGUUCUUCCUAACAAGAAGUAUUGGAGAUAUAGAUAUUGUCAAACUUAUCCUCCUUCCGAAAUGAUUAAAGUCAACUGAUAUAUUCAUGGGGUUCUGCCCUUCAAGUGGAUCUCAGUUCCCAGCCACUGAUUAUAAGAUAAUUUUAUUUAAUUUGCUUGUGGGUUUUUGCAUUAUUGGGUGGAAGUCAGCUUCAUUGUACUUGUACAAAUCA
Messenger RNA from Punica granatum (pomegranate), 1552 nucleotides. The record is from RefSeq and is a predicted model, not a curated record. NCBI's taxonomy places the organism in Eukaryota, Viridiplantae, Streptophyta, Magnoliopsida, Myrtales, Lythraceae.